AUGGGACAAUGGCAAUUCCAUGAAGACCUCGACCAGCUCUACCCUGCGCCUAGACUCGGUGGUGCCAUUGUUGAAAGAGACCACGAUGCCUGUACUAUGGUGAGAUCAGAACUACUCAACCGAUUCCAGCUAAUCGGAGUUGUCCAUCAGAUCACCGGCGCAGACUUUUAUAUCCUGGUUGGCGGGCUCCAACGAGAAGAUCCCAGAUAUUGGAAAGCAAAGUCCGAAAUAACAACGGUAAGGGUUACGCUAGAAAUUGCGGCCCAAGUUGACCGUGGCCAUGCCGUACUGACGAAGCCUGCUGUUUCCUCAUGGCUAUCGUGA
Messenger RNA from Colletotrichum truncatum, 324 nucleotides. RefSeq lists its product as uncharacterized. The record is from RefSeq and is a predicted model, not a curated record. Lineage: Eukaryota; Fungi; Ascomycota; Sordariomycetes; Glomerellales; Glomerellaceae.